AUGGAAGGGUUGCCUUUUAUUCCUGGAAACACUUUUAGGGAUCCAACGAAACAUAAUUUUCAUCGAAGACAAACUUUGGGUUAUCAGAAGGGCUACAGUAUCGCGAAGAGGCCAGAAGUUGGAAUAGGUGGAGAGAUUCUCCAUUAUAAUCAGCUGAAUGAGAAAGAUCUUGAUGAACUGGCAAACUUUCAACCAACUCUGACCUAUGGACAAGCAAAACCAGUUGUUGCAAAUGACUUUGUUCCUGCUCAUGUUGCUUUAGAUAAAAAGGUCCUCAGAUUUUACUGCUACUUCAAAGAAACAGUACAUGAAUCCCCACAUGAAUUUUACAGAGUAAGGCCAUGUCAAAUCUUUUAUUAUUUGGAAGAUGACAGCAUUACUGUGAUGGAACCUAAAGUGGAAAACAGUGGGAUGCCACAAGGAACAUUUCUCAGAAGACAGCAGCUUCCUAAAAAUGACCAAGGAGAUAAAUGGCAUUGGACAGACAUGAACAAUGGUAUAAAUGUCACUUUUUAUGGCCGUAGUUUCCACAUAUAUGACUGUGAUGCAUUUACCAAGGAAUUUCUGAAAAGUGAAGGGAUUGAGGUGAAUCCUCCUGAGGAUGUUCCACCUGACCCUUAUACAAAUCAGCGACAAAAAUGCUCAGGCCUAAAAUCCAUGACAACACCAUCGCAGUUUGAUAAAUUGAAGCAGUUUUUGGAAAUGGAUGGUAAAGUGCUACGCUUUUUCUGUAUUUGGGACGACCGAGCGAGUAUGUUUGGAGAACGGAAACAAUACAUUCUGCACUUUUACUUGUCUGAUGAUACACUGGAAGUACGAGAAGUUCAUACUCAAAAUGAUGGACAUGACCCUUUUCCAGUUUUGAUCAACCGGCAUAAAGUCCCCAAGAACCGUUAUGAUGUUCCGUCUACAUUUUCUGCAAUAACUCUAGAAUUGACAGAGAGAGAAGUUAAAGAUUAUAUCUGCCCAGCAGACCUUGGAAUUGGAAAGACUGUUCAUAUAUAUGGAAGAGAUUUUCUCAUUUAUGACUGUGACAAUUUCACCAAGGCUUAUUACAACCAACAUUUUGGAAUCACAGAUUUUACCCCUGUUAAUGUGAAAGAGGAAGAAAAAAAAUACACUCAAAAAAUGGAAAUUGCUCCAUACAAUGGUUUAGGUUCAAUUGAAGAUUCUUUAAUGUCUUGUGUCUCCUUACUGCCUCAACCCCCGAGAAAGGAUUAUGUUAAAAUGAUGGAAAAUGAUCACAAAAUUCUCCGUUUUGAAGCACGUCUGGAGAGUUUGCGAGAAGAGGACAAAAGCCGUCGUUUCAUAAUUUCCUAUCGUCUUUCUGAUGACAUGAUAAUGAUUUAUGAACCUCCUGUAAAAAACUCUGGUAUUAUUGGAGGCAAAUUCUUAGAGUGCGUUCGAGUGGCCAAACCUUGCAGCACUAUUGAAGCGCCUAAAUACUAUGGUCCCCAAGAUUUCUACAUUGGUGCCAAAAUCGAUGUCUUCAAGCACAGAUUCAUCAUCACGGGUGCUGACCAUUUUGUCCUCAAAUAUAUGGAGGCACAUAAAGAUCAAUUUCCAGAUUCUGUGAUUGAUUCCUUGAGAAACAAAGUGUUACCUGAACUGUCUGAACCACCAAAGGAAAUGGUGAAAGGAGGUAAUGUUCAUCUAAAAAGAUCGUAA
Acanthosepion pharaonis is the source of this 1668-nucleotide messenger RNA. The record is from the annotation of a GenBank genome assembly. Lineage: Eukaryota; Metazoa; Mollusca; Cephalopoda; Sepiida; Sepiidae.